AGAGAAAGAAGGGGAUGAGAUUCAUUUAAGAAGUUAUAUGUUUAAUAUACAUGUAUCGGCAUUACAAUUAUUAAAUUCAAUAAAAUAUAUUAUAUAUUACUAAAAUUAAUUAUAUAUUACUUUAAAUAAUUAGGUUUAAUUAAUAUAAAAGGCAGUAUACAUUGAUUCUUAUGAAAAGAACCAAGCCAAAGUGCAUUUAAAUUACUUUAGAGUACAUAUUAAUUAAACUCAUCUUAAAAAACCAGUUUUGUUCCAUCAAUGUAAAUGAAUCUUAACGAAGGUACGGAGCGAGGGUGAUUAAAAAGAGAAGGAUGGCCUGCAAAUCCAAAAGUGGUGGUGACUUGUGUUUAGUGCGUGCGUGCACAUAAUCAUGAAGGAGACGUGAAGGCCACUUACAUUCCAACAUACCAUUCAUCAUCAUAUGCAUAAGGAAAAAAAUCAGUGAACACCGACCAUGUCUAUAAUAUGAAUCAUUCUUCUAUUCAUAUGUACAUAACUCACUCUGCCUCUGCUCUUCUUUUAUUUAUUUAUACAUUACAAUCAAUCAGAGAAUUAGCAUAGGUUGAGUUGAGUUCAAGAUGUCUUGGCAAAGCUACGUGGAUGACCACCUCAUGUGCGAUUUCGAUGGCCAUGCCCUCACGGCAGCCGCCAUCAUCGGCCAGGACGGCACUGUCUGGGCACAAAGCUCCAAAUUUCCUCAGUUUAAGGGUGAAGAAAUUGUAGCCAUCAUGAAAGAUUUUGACGAACCUGGCAGCCUUGCUCCAACGGGCUUGCACCUCGGUGAUACCAAGUACAUGGUCAUCCAAGGUGAACCUGGAGCUGUUAUUCGCGGCAAGAAGGGUGCUGGUGGGGCCACUGUUAAAAAAACUAAUCAAGCUCUGGUAAUUGGUAUCUAUGAGGAACCUCUGACCCCAGGACAGUGCAACAUGAUCGUUGAGAGGUUGGGAGAUUAUUUGGUUGAGCUGGGGCUCUAGAUCUUUUCUAUCAACCUCUUCAAUUCAUCCUUGCAUCUUCUUUUCCAUGCCUACCAAACGUACUCAAGUUGGAUAUUGCUGAAAUAGUCGUGUGACGAAGAACCAAAAAGCUUAUAUUUCUUGUAUAAUGUAUUGGUGUUUUAAUAAGUUCAUUCUUUUUAUUAGUUAAA
Molecule: messenger RNA, 1144 nt
Organism: Glycine soja
Lineage: Eukaryota; Viridiplantae; Streptophyta; Magnoliopsida; Fabales; Fabaceae
Product: profilin-4
Exons: 3
Coding region: 579-974 (131 amino acids)
Cellular component (GO): cell cortex
Molecular function (GO): actin monomer binding
Source: RefSeq, a predicted model, not a curated record